UGUGAAUGGUCAAACUGAAAAACCCAAGAAUGAUACAGAUUUCAAUAGUGAAAUAUCAGAUGCCCCAAAAGUGCAUCCUGGAGAUUAUUUGUUUCAACUGUCUGUCGGGAUAAAGUUUGUUGGUGCAAAUUUCAAAGGAUUUGAAGGGAUGGAGAAGCGGAUUGGAAGAUCCAUCAAACGGCUGGUUAUCGAAAAGCUUUCAACAUUUUCAUCUUUCAAAGAGUUAUUUCUUCUAACUAUUAAGAGUGUGGAUGCUCCAGGCUUGCUCUUUGUCUACUGGCUAUACUUCAGUCCUGGGACAGAAGAUAUCUACAUUCUCAUUCAGAGUCGGAUGAAGCAACUGUUGUCAAAAUCUGUAUCUAAUCUGCGAUAUGGAAAAGCUGAGAUAUUUGUAAUAUCUAUUGAAGAUGUGGACGAAUGUACGUCUGGACUUUCCACCUGCGAUCCUGAAGCCAUUUGUUUAAAUGCGUUUGGUUUAUAUUCUUGUCGAUGUCCCAAAGGAUUUGAAGUGUCUUCUGGCAUUGGCUGUGCCAAGAAUGUGAAAUCAGAAUCUGGCUUUGUGUCUCCCCUUGGUUUGCAAGAAAUCCUAGCAAGUGUUAUCUUGUGUGUAGUUUUGAUCCUGGCCAUAAUGUUAACGCUCCUUUUUAUGAUUAAAAGAAAAAAUAAAAGAAUCCUUACUCGUAACCAGAGUUCAGAUGACUUCCUUCCAACGCAACAAACUUUGCUUCCUCAAGAAGAAAUGAGACUGGAAGAAUCAUUGUUCGAAUUUGAUGGAACCCAGAAUAACAGAAUUUUCUUCAAAAAUAGUGAGCCUGUUGAAGUUGUGGUUAGACAUGGAGAUUGUAUGGCGUUUAAAAUGGUGCAGAAGCAACGGUCGGUGGAAAGCCCGCACUUGUGAAAUGGUGGGUGGAUUGGUGGGCAUGGCUGCUGUAUACAGGGCGUUCUAACCUCUGUGUGGACAUGGUGUCAAAUGAACAUCUGCCAUGCUGACAAGCAAUGCUUCUUCUGGCACUGAUACUUACCAUCAUAUUCCUUUGCAUUCUGUUCACCUCAAAUCAUUGUUUGUUCAAAAUAUAAAUAUCGUUGAAGAAAAAUAUUGUAAAUUGCAUGCUAACAUUCCUCAGAUCUUUAAUCGUGUAUCUUGUUACCCUGUUACUGGAACUCUAUGGGGCAAGGUUAGAGUCUUCCUGAGGACUAGUUAAUGGACUAUUUCUAGGAACUAGGUAAUGGCAACUUCCUGAAGUGACGAUGGAAACGGGAUGAACUGUAUUGGAUGAGGAAUGCUGGCUAGUUGUAAAUUUAAAAUUGAAUGAAUUGUAUGGAAUCGUCUUCAGCACAGAAACUGGAAAUGUUCAGAAGACAAUAGUGAGCUUUAAUAUUCCGAUCUGUCUGCUUUAGAUAUGGAUUUCCAAAUUGCAAAGCUAUUUAUAUGCUGAACGAUCCAUUGGGAAGGAUAAAGGCAAGAAAACAUAAAUAUCAUGUGCAUGUAUUGGGAAUCGAUUAUUUGUUCUUGAAUCAUUUUGAAUGUAAUGUUGAAUACUUUUCCUACUUGGAGUUUAAACACUUGUAUUAACAAUUUCAAAAUGUUAUCAUCUCUUUUCUGGAAGUGAGAAUAAACAAUAUUCAUUGAAA
This is a messenger RNA of Amblyraja radiata (thorny skate), 1632 nucleotides long. RefSeq lists its product as uncharacterized. The transcript has 7 exons. Bases 149 to 898 code for a protein of 249 amino acids. Gene Ontology annotation, molecular function: calcium ion binding. The record is from RefSeq and is a predicted model, not a curated record. NCBI's taxonomy places the organism in Eukaryota, Metazoa, Chordata, Chondrichthyes, Rajiformes, Rajidae.